Messenger RNA from Aureobasidium melanogenum CBS 110374, 933 nucleotides. RefSeq lists its product as uncharacterized. The transcript has 3 exons. Lineage: Eukaryota; Fungi; Ascomycota; Dothideomycetes; Dothideales; Saccotheciaceae. The coding region runs from base 1 to 933 and encodes 310 amino acids. The record is from RefSeq and is a predicted model, not a curated record. Gene Ontology annotation, cellular component: plasma membrane.
AUGCGUUCGGUCGCAGCAGUCACACUCGCCCUCUCGGCAUUCUCAGUCCAGACAGUAUCCGCAAUCACUGCUGGUCCAGUCACAGAUGCUGGCUGCUUCAGUGGAUCUGCUGGUCUCGAGGAUAAUGGAACUUUCAACUACCAGUCCAAAGGUCAUUGCCAGGAGACAUGUAUCGGCGUCGGUGCCACUGUCAUGGCCAUGACUGACGGUAAUGAUUGUUGGUGUGGCUCUACUCUGCCAGCAAAGAGCAGUCUGCAGAGCGACGAUUCAAAGUGCAGCAUGACAUGCGUUGGAUAUCCUGAUGACAUCUGUGGUGGCGAUGGAUACUGGAGCGUUUACUACACAACCACCGACACUAACAUUGGCUAUUAUGGCGGCGGCGGCUCAUCCAGCUCGUCAAGCUCAUCAUCUGCCGCAGCCAAGUCUUCUGGCUCAUCUUCCUCAUCAUCCUCCUCCUCCUCCUCAUCAUCAAGCUCUGCACCUUCCUCGAUGAUCACAAGCACCACUUCCGCAGAUCCUGCCGCAACCAAGGCUACUGUCAUUACCAGCGUUGCUCCUGGCACGACCGUCAUCAUCACUCAGGUUCCCACCUCCACAGGCACCAGCUCUGCCGACUCUGAAAAGUCACACAAAGGAGGCUCAAAUACUGCUGGAAUUGCUGCUGGUGUGGUUGUCGGCAUAGUCGUGGUAGCUGCACUUUUCGGUGCUGCAUUCUUCUUCUGGCGUCGCAAGCAACGUCGCGAGACAGAAACUGGUCAUCAGCAACUCAACGACUACUCAAGCUCGGCCCAAAAGCCCAUGGCUUUCAGACCCGCACCCGGACCUGACUCUCGUAUCGACCCUGACGCCAUGGCAUCAAGGAGAAUGAGCGAUGGUAGCAUUGCUGAUAACGAGGACUACUCGCGAAGAAUAUUGAAGGUCACCAACGCUUAA